AUCACUUGCCGAUCCAAGUUUCGCCGUGCGCUCAAAACAAGAAAAACACCUGAAAAUUUUUUAAAACUUGCUCAGCGGACAGGUAGCAUAACGGUCAACUCUUCGUAGCGCGUUCUUUUUUUCAGCUGAUCGUCCACAUUUAUUUGACUGAUAAGCAAGAACAAUUGGCAUAGGGGUCAAGACUAUAUGAUUCGAAACUGAACAGGUGGUUAUGUGCCUCCAAGAGUGUAAUCAUGACGAAUUGAAGAAAAAAGAAGAUAGAACCAAAUGAAGACGCUUUCAUGGAAAGACGGACAAGUUCCAAGUCUAUUCCUUCUACGCUAUAGUGUUAGUGUCACGCUCAAAGAAAUAUUGACCCAUCAGGUUUGCAGCAAAAUGAGACCACGUUUAUGGAUGCUUGCCCUCACCAUAUUGCCAUAUUGCCAGGCGAAAAGUAGUCAAAUAUGUAACGAAUGCUGUAAACUUCCGGAGGACCCGAUGUGUCAUGACCCGAGACUCGAGGUCUUCUACGAGUUCCAAGACCAAUGGCCAACCGGGAUCGCAGUGACCCCCUGCGGUCGGAAGUUCGCAUGCUACCCAGCCAGCAUUGACCCUCUCAACACCAACGACGGAUGCAACGGCAAGUACGCCGUGGCCGAACUCACCAAAUGUGGAGAGCUCCCUUACCCUAACCGCUGCAUGAACAACCCAUACGGAGGUGUCAUCAACUACUCGACCAGUCCACCAACUACAAAAGGUCUCCGGCAUCACUUCAUCAGCGUUCAAACGAUAGUUUACAUAAAGGAGUUAAAUCUUCUCUUCUGUUUAGACGCCGCUCGUGCCAGGGAUUGCAAACAGAUUCUCUACCAAUCAUCUUCGGGCGGGACCAAGGUCGUUGUGAUCGACCUAUGCAACGACUGCGUCGCACGAAUUUAUUAUUUUGAUGACAAUGUCGCAAAACCGACAUCUCUCUUCAGAGACCUGGCUGUGGACCCCAAGAAAAACGUAGCGUAUAUUGUGGAUGGGUCGGAAUCCACAAUCGUCGUGUUGGACCUCUGCACCGGAAAGUCUUACGUUGCAUUCAAAGGAGAUCAAACCCUAUUCAAGAAUCCAGACGCAUUGCCCGUCUUUUGGGGUCAACCUUACUACAGCUUAGACGGCAGCACAAUCGGGAACACCACCGUGGGACCGAUACCCCUGGCUGUAUCCACUGUUUCUCUUUCCCCGGACGGAAAGCUGCUGUACUAUUCACCAGUCUUCGGCCGGUUCUUGUAUUCUGUGUGUACGGAGUCUUUACUGUGCAACCUGCCGUCAACCGAAGUCGCAAAAACUGUGAGGAGCCAUGGAGAGAAAGGAGUGUCCUUCGGGAUACUCUGUGACCAGAGGGGCAGAGUUUGGUCCGGCUGUGCGGAAAGUAACGGGAUCACGGUCUUUAACCCCAGCUGCCCGUUCGCGAGAAAUUUUCUUUACAUCCGUGACUUGCGGUUGGGUGGAUUAUAUUUGAUAAUUGAACCGGGAGACGGAUAUAUUUAUUGCGUUAGCAACUAUAUGUUCGGUCUACCGUUGGUGUAUCCGGGAACGGGCCCUCUGUUCGUGGACAGGAGGAGGAAGCCGUACGUGGUGUUCAGAUUUAAGUCCCCCUGUGAAAGCCUUUGCCCGAGUUUUUGUGACCCGGCAACGCUGGGAUUACAAGUAUGUUCCUGUGGUUGUUGUAACUGAAAUUGAUGGGGCUUGAGGAUUGACGCAAGUCCCCCCAACAUCCGCCCGUCGAGGGCCCAGCGUGCUGCCAGCGCGAUACGCGUACUGACGCCUACAAACCUAAAGGGCUACUUCACGCAUUGCGCAAUGCUUGAAGUAUCCCCUUAGGUUUGUAGGCGUCAGUGCGCCGCGCCGCGCACCAGGGUGCCAUAAACUUUCAAGAAUCAGGUAAUGGGAUGUUGAGUAUCGAGUAUAUAAAAUUUAAAAUUUUUUAAAAUUUACGAAAAUUUAAAAACUUUUAAAACAAACCUUAAAAUCACUCACUUGCAUAAAAUUUUUCAAUUUUUGAAGCGAAUGCGUUUCAGAGGUGUCCCCGACCUCCGUCCUCAGCGCGACUGGUCUCAUCUAUGAAUAUCGAAUCGAGUAUACUUUACUAUACGCAACAAAUUAUUAUAAUAUUAGUGAAAGGGUGGCGACAAGGGGUUUUAGAAGAGAUGAGGAUUUGUCAACUCCCUGAAGGGCUUUGGGAGGAUAGGGGACUUUGGCGGCUAAGGGUCGCAGAGGGCCAAAGAGCGCUAUAAAAGCGACUUUAUACAUACAACAAAUUAUGCCCGAGAUUCGACGUAUUCUCACAAUCUACUUAACAACAGUUUUACGAUUAAUUGCAAAGGGUUAAAUUUUCGUUAGUGGAUUUAGUUAUUUUUGAUCCCAUAGACGAGGUUGUAACUUCGAAUUGGAGGUUGAAUACUCACGGCUAAAGUUUGCAUCCGUUCACCUUCGAACUUUUUCGUAGGAAUGGGUCUAAAUUAUCUAUGUUUUUUGGGUACCUGAUAUUUUUAUACACCUGUAUAAUAAAAAACGAACUUUUAAAAAAAUUAA
This is a messenger RNA of Bemisia tabaci, 2556 nucleotides long. RefSeq lists its product as uncharacterized. Lineage: Eukaryota; Metazoa; Arthropoda; Insecta; Hemiptera; Aleyrodidae. The record is from RefSeq and is a predicted model, not a curated record.